Messenger RNA from Xenia sp. Carnegie-2017, 1242 nucleotides. RefSeq lists its product as uncharacterized. The record is from RefSeq and is a predicted model, not a curated record. The transcript is spliced from 3 exons. Bases 65 to 697 code for a protein of 210 amino acids. NCBI's taxonomy places the organism in Eukaryota, Metazoa, Cnidaria, Anthozoa, Malacalcyonacea, Xeniidae.
GUUUUAUAAAUAUAUUGUCUACGAUCACAUUUCUUGUUACUGGAAGGAGUGGUCAGGCCAGCCAAUGAAUUUUGAUUUACACAAGAACCUUACUUCAAACGAAAUUAACGAAACAGAAUUUAAAUCUAAGGUUAAAUACAAUCCACCAAACGUGAGAGGAUGUAAUGACUACUGCAAGAAUCAACAGCCACGUUUUAAUGUACACAGUGAACCCAUGGCAGUUAAUAUUCAUCAACUCUUCAUACCAUUCAAACAAUGCCUGCCUGGUUGCAAAGCAACAGAGAACAUUCUAAAUGUUAGCACGAAACUCAAAAAUGGCUUCUAUAAGCAUUUAAAGAUCAUAAAACAUACAUCUUGCAAUCCUUGGAGUCCAUCUACGCAAUUACCAGCCGAUAGCAAUUUACUGGCUGUUAUAUUAAACACUUGGAAAUCACAACGUUUGAAUAAACAUCAAAGGGGAAGUGAUGCAGAUAUCAAACACAUUUUGUUAAAUAAAGGAUUGUUCCUCUACAUCACAUCACCUAAAAUGAUGUUUGCUGCUUUCGUCCUCUCAAUUGUCCUCAUUUCAAUACUUAUUCUGGACUGCAAUUUGUGUUGUCGUAAAAAAGGAAUAAUGUAUUUGUUGAUGACUUGUGGAAAGAAUAAAGAGUGCGAAGAUUGCAUAAGAAGACGUCAAACCAUGAUCGAAAUGGUUUAAUAGAAUGCUGAAAAGACACAAAUCAAAAGAAAUGAAGAAUACAGAGAACCAGACUGAGUCAUCAAUAAAAAUUGAUGCAGACACAGGAAAUGACCCCACAAGAACAAGACUUGAAUUAGUUGUGACGUGGUCAGCGUAAAUGCAGAAAAAUUAUGGGUACUAAUACAAUUAAAUCUAACAAAAUUAAUAUCAGCGUACUGAUAUAACUAUGUUUUUCCUGGUAUCUCGCAUUUGAAGUAGCUUGUAAAUCUCCGUUUGUCCAUUUUGAGAAUUAUAGACACACCUUGUGUAAUCUGCUACAUGCUUAUUUUUUAUUUAUUUCUUCUGGUUAUAUAACAAACUUGAAUUUUCCUGUGGUCAAGAUAGAAAUUAAGGCAAAACAUUCCGCUAUAACAAUAAUAUAUGCCAUCUAAACUUUAUUCGAUAAACUUUGUAUUGGACGAACUUUCUACUGUAUGGAAAUAAGCUUUGUAUUGAACAACUCUUUAACAAGCACUCUAUUAUAAGCUCAAAAAUCAUUAUAAAUAAAAUUAGAAACGAUUGUA